UCAUCUGCUAACACAUACAGGCAAAAACCUUUUGAAUGUGAAAACUGUGGAAAGAAAUUCACACGAAGGAGUACUCUCAACAACCAUCUCCUAACACACACAGGAGAAAAACCUUAUGAAUGUUCUCAUUGUGAAAAGAAAUUUUCACAAAUGAGUGCUCUCAAUGGUCAUCUGUUAACCCACACAGGUGAAAAACCUUUUGAAUGCGAAAACUGCAAAAAGAAAUUCACACGAAGGAGUACUCUCAACAACCAUCUCCUAACACACACAAGAGAAAAACCUUAUGAAUAUUCUCAUUGUGAAAAGAAAUUUUCACAAAUGAGUGCUCUCAAUGGUCAUUUGUUAACCCACACAGGCGAAAAACCUUUUGAAUGCGAAAACUGCAAAAAGAAAUUCACACUCAGGAGUACUCUCAAGAAGCAUCUCCUAACACACACAGGAGAAAAACCUUAUGAAUGUUCUCAUUGUGAAAAGAAAUUUUCACAAAUGAGUGCUCUCAAUGGUCAUCUGUUAACCCACACAGGCAAAAAACCUUUUGAAUGUGAAAACUGUGGAAAGAAAUUCACACGAAGGAGUACUCUCAACAACCAUCUCCUAACACACACAGGAGAAAAACCUUAUGAAUGUUCUCAUUGUGAAAAGAAAUUUUCACAAAUGAGUACUCUCAAUGAUCAUCUGUUAACCCACACAGGCGAAAAACCUUUUAAAUGUGAAAACUGUAAAAAGAAAUUUGUACAUAGGAGUGCUCUCAAGAAGCAUCUCCUAACACACACAGGAGAAAAACCUUAUGAUUGUUUAUAUUGUGGAAAGAAAUUUCCACAUAAGUGCACCCUCAAUAAGCAUCUGUUAACCCACACAUGCGAAAAACGUUUUGAAUGUGAAAACUGUAAUAAGAAAUUUGCACAUAGGAGUACUCUCAAGAAGCAUCUCCUAACACACACAGGAGGAAAAAAAUAUGAUUGUUCAUAUUGUGAAAAGAAAUUUCCACAUAAGAGCACCCUCAAUAAGCAUAUGCUAACACAUACAGGCAAAAAACGUUUUGAAUGUGAAAACUGUGGAAAGAAAUUCACACGAAGGAGUACUCUCAACAACCAUCUCCUAAAUCACACAGGAGAAAAACCUUAUGAAUGUUCUCAUUGUGAAAAGAAAUUUUCACAAAUGAGAGCUCUCAAUGGUCAUUUACUAACACAUACAGGUGAAAAGCCUUUUGAAUGUGAAACUUGUGAAAAGAGAUUCACACAGAAGGGUAACUUACACAGACAUUUCCUAUCACAUACAGGUUAAAAAACCUUAUGAAUGCUCAUAUUGUGAAAAGAAAUUUUCAGAUAAGAGUAACUUUAAUAGACAUCUUCUGACACACACAGGAAAAAGUUAUGAACGUUCACAUUGUGAAAAAAAAAAUCACAAAGGAGUGCUCCCAACACUCAUCUCCUAACACACUGAAGAAAAACCUCAUGAAUGUUCACAUUGUGGAAAGAAAUUUUCACAAGUGACUACUCUCAACAACCAUCUCCGAACACACACGGGAGAAAAACCUUAUGAAUGUUCACACUGUCAGAAGAAGUUUUCACAAGUGACUACUCUCAACAACCAUCUCCUUACGCACACAGGAGAAAAACCUUUUCAAUGUUUACAUUGUGGGAAGAAAUUUUCACGAGUGACUACUCUCAAACACCAUCUCCUAACACACACAUGAGAAAAACCUUAUGAAUGUUCAUAUUGUGGGAAAACAUUUUCACGAGUGACUACUCUCAGCAACCAUAUCCUAACACACACAGGAGAUAAACCUUUUGAAUGUGAAAACUGUGAAAAGAAAUUCAGACAUAGGAGUGCUCUCAACAAACAACUCCUAACACACACAGGAGAAAGACCGUAUGAUCGUUCAUAUUGUGAAAAGAAAUUUGCUCAGAAAACUGAUCUAGAUAUCCAUCUUGCAACCCAUUCUAGUGAAAAACCUUAUGAUUGUUUACACUGUGAAAAUAAAUUUUCACUGAAGUUUAACUUCAUUAAUUAACUUAAUUUUCACUGAAGUUUAAAUACAUCUUCUAACACACACACACACACAGGAGUAAAAUCCCAUGAAUGUUUAUGAGUAAAAGUAGUCUGGAUGGUCAUCUGUCAAUUUACUGCAUGGAUGUAACUUCUGUGAGAAAGGAUUUUCACAGAAGAGAGAUCUUGAAUUCCAUCGUUUUACUCACAAAGGAGAUGAAAAAAAACCCCUGUUAAUUCUGUAAAAAAGUGAUUUGCAUUGAUAAAUUCUUUAAAAAGUCAUCUCCAAACACAAGAAAAAAACACACUUAUGAAUGUUAACAUUGUGACAAGAAUUAUUCAAAGAAAAGUACGCUUAAAUCUCAUUUUGUAACACACAGUAUGGAUAAUAUGGACUUUCUUAAUCUGGGUUUUGAAGCGAGUCUUCAUUGGCGACGAUGUUUGCAGGGUUGGGGGGGGGGGGUGUUUAUGGGGGCUCGAA
Molecule: messenger RNA, 2470 nt
Organism: Lytechinus variegatus (green sea urchin)
Lineage: Eukaryota; Metazoa; Echinodermata; Echinoidea; Temnopleuroida; Toxopneustidae
Product: zinc finger protein 26-like
Exons: 1
Cellular component (GO): nucleus
Source: RefSeq, a predicted model, not a curated record